This is a messenger RNA of Vitis vinifera (wine grape), 516 nucleotides long. RefSeq lists its product as uncharacterized. The coding region runs from base 1 to 516 and encodes 171 amino acids. The record is from RefSeq and is a predicted model, not a curated record. The transcript is spliced from 2 exons. Lineage: Eukaryota; Viridiplantae; Streptophyta; Magnoliopsida; Vitales; Vitaceae.
AUGGCUAAGUUAGGUUCUAUGCUUGUCAAACAUAAAGAGGAAUCGAUCAAUUGGAAGGGAUACAUAGGGCCAAAAAUUGAAGAAAAAGUGCAGCAGAAAAUUGCCAAGGGUGAGGUGUAUCCGAUCACUCCUUUGAUGAACGGAAUAUUUGGGGUUUCUAUCGGAACCACCUUCUUGAAUGUAAACAUUAUGAAGCCCAUUAUUCUUUCAAUCGGUCAGAAUGUUGUUGAUUUUGUUCAAGAUUGGUACAAAUUCCCAAUGCAAGAGCUGAUUUACUCGGGCUCCUUCUCCGGUAUAGAGACCCAUGACAUGCCAAUGGUCGCUAAUGAUGGUUUGGUUCGAUCUAUCACCGGUGAAGUUUUCCUCUCUCUUAACCCUCCCCAUACCAAGCAGCCUCCCGGCAGACCAAGAAAGAAGCGCAUUGAGUCCCAAUUUCAAGAUAAACGGACUGUCUCUUGCUCAAGAUGUCAUACUUCCGGGCACAACAGGAAAACGUGCAAAAACCCUUUGUCUUAA